AUGGCUGAGAAAGCUCCACCAGGGAUCACCAAAAAGUCUUCAAGGUCCACCCUUUCUCUCCCUCCAGAACCAGUGGAGAUCAUUAGGAGCAAAGCUUGCUCACGGAGAGUUAAAAUAAAUGUUGGUGGACUCAACCAUGAAGUGCUCUGGAGGACUUUGGACAGACUUCCAAGGACACGAUUAGGAAAGCUCAGAGACUGCAAUACCCAUGAAUCUCUGCUAGAAGUAUGUGAUGACUAUAAUCUGAAUGAAAAUGAGUAUUUUUUUGAUCGACACCCAGGGGCUUUCACUUCCAUUUUGAAUUUCUACAGGACAGGGAAACUACAUAUGAUGGAAGAAAUGUGUGCUCUCUCUUUUGGCCAGGAGCUUGAUUACUGGGGGAUUGAUGAAAUAUAUUUAGAAUCUUGCUGCCAGGCAAGAUACCAUCAAAAGAAAGAGCAAAUGAAUGAGGAACUGAGGAGAGAGGCAGAAACAUUGCGAGAGAGAGAAGGGGAAGAGUUUGAUAAUACCUGCUGCCCAGAGAAAAGGAAGAAGCUUUGGGACUUGCUCGAGAAACCCAACUCAUCUGUUGCAGCAAAGAUUUUGGCCAUUGUGUCCAUUCUGUUCAUCGUCCUGUCCACUAUUGCUUUGUCUCUUAACACACUGCCAGAACUUCAAGAAAUAGAUGAAUUUGGGCAGCCAAAUGACAACCCUCAGCUAGCACAUGUUGAAGCUGUGUGUAUUGCUUGGUUUACCAUGGAGUAUCUUUUGCGUUUUCUGUCUUCACCAAAUAAGUGGAAGUUCUUCAAAGGCCCAUUAAAUGUCAUUGACUUACUGGCUAUCCUGCCGUACUAUGUCACCAUUUUCCUCACAGAGUCCAAUAAAAGUGUCCUGCAGUUCCAAAACGUCAGACGUGUGGUUCAGAUAUUUCGAAUUAUGAGGAUCCUAAGGAUUCUUAAGCUCGCCAGACAUUCAACGGGUCUUCAGUCUUUAGGCUUUACACUCAGGCGGAGUUACAAUGAAUUGGGCUUGUUGAUAUUAUUUUUAGCCAUGGGAAUAAUGAUAUUUUCAAGUCUUGUAUUCUUUGCUGAAAAGGAUGAGGAUGCUACAAAAUUUACAAGUAUUCCUGCAUCAUUCUGGUGGGCAACAAUCACUAUGACUACUGUAGGAUAUGGUGACAUUUAUCCUAAGACCUUAUUAGGUAAAAUAGUUGGAGGACUUUGCUGUAUUGCUGGAGUGCUGGUCAUAGCCCUGCCUAUACCAAUUAUUGUGAACAAUUUCUCAGAAUUUUAUAAGGAGCAGAAAAGACAGGAGAAGGCAAUUAAGAGGAGAGAAGCACUUGAGCGAGCUAAAAGAAAUGGCAGUAUUGUCUCCAUGAAUCUGAAAGAUGCCUUUGCUCGCAGUAUGGAAAUGAUAGACGUAGCAGUAGAUUCAGGAAAGCUUGGAGAACCACUCAGUCCAAAGGAGACACCUGAUAACAGCCACCUGUCCCCAAGCCGGUGGAAAUGGGCCAGAAGGACAAUGUCUGAAACAAGCUCAAACAAAUCCUAUGAAAACAAGUACCAAGAAGUUAGUCAACAAGACUCCCAUGAGCAAUUAAACAAUGCUGCAGCAUCCUCCAGCCCACAGCACCUGAGUGCUCAAAAACUGGAAAUGCUGUAUAACGAAAUUACUAAAACCCAGUCUCAGCCUAAUCUUAAUGCUGGUUACCAAGACCAGUCAGCAAAGCCACCCAGUUAUGAAGAAGAAAUAGAAAUGGAAGAAGUUGUAGGUCAGAGAGAUCCGUUGCCAACGGGGCCUGCGGACAUCGUAAUGGACAUGAGAAGCACAUCCAGUAUCGACAGUUUUGCCAGCUGUGCAACUGACUUCACGGAAACAGAGAGGUCUCCGCUCUCUCUGUUUCCUGGCUCUCACUUGCAAAUGAGAUUUCCAACUGAUGCUGUUAACCUGGAAGAAAACCAAAGACCAAGAAGUUCUCAGUUUAUACCAUUUGCAAAAGACAGAGGAUUUUCUCCAACUGAUGUCACCUUUGACUAUAAUCCAAUCAACAGAGCUGUUAUCAGUGAUGGCAGUGGGUCCCAAACUGUUUCACAUGGUCAUUUUCCUUUUGACACUGCCAUGGAAAGCCCCAAAAGCUCCCUGAAAGGUAGCAACCCAUUAAAAUCUAGAUCCCUUAAAGUUAAUUUUAAAGACAAUAGAGGUGGUGCUCCACAAACUCCACCGAGCACCGCAAGGCCACUGCCAGUGACAGCAGGAGCAGACUUCACCCAGGCCACUCCUCAGCACAUCAGCACCAUUCUCCUAGAAGAAAAUUCCCCCCAAGGUGAACGGCCUGUACUUGGUGCUGACGCACCUGCACUUUGUCAAGGACCUGCUAAAAAAUCAUCCCCUCUCUUUCCCAAACAAAAGAUUUUCACUUUCCCUUCCAAAGAGAGGAGGAGCUUCACUGAAAUAGACACUGGAGAAGAAGAAGAGUUUAUGGAGUUACAUGGUAUGAAACAUGAGAAAAAACAGGAUAUCAAGACAAAUUGCUGUGGGGAUAAACACAGUGAUGGCAACAAUUUAACAGAGGAGCCACAGGUCAGCUCUUCACCCAAAAGCAUGAGCCACAACUGUACUCAAGACAUUUACCAUGCUGUGGGUGAGGUAAAACCAGACAGUAACCAAGAAGGCCACAAAAUGGAAAACCAUUUGUUUGCUCCAGAAAUUCAUUCAAGUCCAGGAGAAACUGGUUAUUGUCCUACACGUGAAACUAGCAUGUGACUAGUUACAGAAGCAAUAAAAAUAUCUUUUCUUAAAACACAGUUAGUAAUGCCUAUGAACUAAAACAUGGAAAGCCUCAACAAAAGUGCAUAAAAUGUUAUUUUUGCAUGGCAUGAAGAGUUGUUUAGUUUAAAUACUGUUUAAUUAAAAAAAAAGACUGCUUUUGUAACAAACUGAAAAAAACAGGGAAAAAAUUACUCAAGAAUGGUGAAUACAAUAAAGAGAGCUUUAUUAGGAGCCAGUGGUCUGCAACAUCUGA
Molecule: messenger RNA, 3001 nt
Organism: Vidua chalybeata
Lineage: Eukaryota; Metazoa; Chordata; Aves; Passeriformes; Viduidae
Gene: KCNB2
Product: potassium voltage-gated channel subfamily B member 2
Exons: 2
Coding region: 1-2742 (913 amino acids)
Biological process (GO): protein homooligomerization; potassium ion transmembrane transport
Cellular component (GO): membrane; voltage-gated potassium channel complex
Molecular function (GO): delayed rectifier potassium channel activity; protein binding
Source: RefSeq, a predicted model, not a curated record